Molecule: messenger RNA, 3023 nt
Organism: Meleagris gallopavo (turkey)
Lineage: Eukaryota; Metazoa; Chordata; Aves; Galliformes; Phasianidae
Source: RefSeq, a predicted model, not a curated record
UUUUUUGUGUGUGUGUUUUCAGGCUCGGAUAGCAUUUUUACAAGGGGAAAGAAAGGGUCAAGAAAACUUGAAGAAAGAUUUAGUGAGAAGAAUAAAAAUGUUAGAAUAUGCAUUAAAACAAGAAAGGGCAAAGUAUCAUAAAUUGAAGUAUGGCACAGAAUUGAACCAAGGUGACUUGAAAAUGCCAACUUUUGAAUCAGAAGAAACCAAAGAUACGGAGGUUCCUGCAGUACCUCAAAAUAGCCAACUGACCUGGAAGCAAGGCAGGCAGUUACUAAGACAGUACCUUCAGGAAGUAGGUUAUACAGAUACGAUACUGGAUGUACGUUCCCAGCGGGUAAGGUCUUUGCUUGGGCUCUCCAAUUCAGAACCAAAUGGUUCAGUAGAGACAAAGAAUUUAGAACAGAUCCUCAAUGGGGGCGAAUCUCCUUCAUCAAAACAAAAGGGACAGGAAAUCAAAAGGAACUCUGGUGAUGUUCUUGAAACAUUUAACUUCUUAGAAAAUGCGGAUGAUAGUGAUGAGGAAGAGGAGAGUGACAUGAUAGAAGAUAUUGCAGAGGGAAAAGAGAAACACCGGAUAAAUAAGAAACACAAAGUAAAAAAAAAAAUUAAGAUAUUGUUUUGCAUGUGCAAACCCCAUCUUAAAAGGGAAAUAUCUUUUCCUUUUUCCCUAGAUAGUCAAAAUCAUGUCAUUUCUUGCUCUUAUACAGCUAUUAUAGUAAAUAGCCAACAGCUUGCAUUGCCAAUUGCUGAUUUUUUUUCUUUUAAUAAUAUGCUGCAUGUAGACAAAGAUGACCUGUCCCCAACUGCUGAGGUUUGGGAUGUAGACCAGGGACUAAUAAGUAAACUGAAGGAACAGUACAAGAAGGAACGAAAGGGGAAGAAAGGGGUAAAGAGAGUCAACAGGACAAAACUUCAAGACAUGAUAGCAGAUCUGGGCGAUGAUGAGAUACCCCACAUCCCUUCAGGAAUCAUUAAUCAAUCUAGGUCACCCUCUUCUAGAAUGACUGAUCAUGAAGGUGCAAGAGCAGAGGAAGCUGAGCCAAUAACGUUUCCAUCUGGAGGAGGCAAGUCAUUUAUUAUGGGUUCUGAUGAUGUUUUGUUAAGUGUACUGGGCCUUGGAGACCUUGCAGACUUGACAGUAACAAAUGAUGCAGACUAUAGUUAUGAUCUGCCAGCUAAUAAAGAUGCCUUCCGAAAGACAUGGAACCCUAAGUAUACGCUACGCAGUCAUUUUGAUGGAGUGCGGGCAUUAGCUUUUCAUCCUGUAGAGCCUGUGCUGGUUACAGCCUCUGAGGACCAUACUCUAAAACUUUGGAAUUUGCAGAAAACAGUUCCUGCCAAAAAGAGUGCCUCUUUAGAUGUAGAACCUAUCUACACAUUUAGGGCCCACAUUGGACCUGUAUUGUCAUUGGCAAUUAGUUCUAAUGGAGAACAAUGUUUCAGUGGUGGUAUUGAUGCAACCAUCCAGUGGUGGAACAUGCCUAGCCCUAACGUGGACCCAUAUGACACCUAUGAGCCAAACGUUCUAGCUGGCACACUAGUUGCUCACACAGAUGCAGUCUGGGGUCUUGCUUACAGUGGUGUAAAGAAUCACUUACUAUCUUGUUCAGCAGAUGGCACUAUUAGAUUAUGGAACCCACCAGAAAAAAUGCCCUGUAUUUGCACUUACAAUGGAGAGAAAGAGCAUGGAAUACCUACAUCGGUUGACUUCAUAGGUUGUGAUCCUGCUCAUAUGGUGGCAUCUUUUAACACUGGCAGCACAGUCAUCUAUGAUUUAGAAACAUCUCAGUCAGUGGUAAUGCUUUCAUCCCAAGUAGAAUCUGGUGUACAAUCAAAUAAUCACAUUAACAAGGUAGUAAGUCAUCCCACACUUCCUGUUACUAUUACAGCUCAUGAAGAUAGACACAUCAAAUUUUUUGACAACAAAACGGGUAAAAUGAUCCAUUCUAUGGUUGCUCACUUGGAUGCUGUCACGAGUUUAGCUGUAGAUCCUAAUGGAAUCUAUUUAAUGUCUGGAAGCCAUGAUUGUUCCAUUAGAUUAUGGAAUUUGGACAGCAAGACAUGUGUGCAAGAAAUAACAGCUCAUAGGAAAAAGCUGGAUGAAUCAAUUUAUGAUGUAGCAUUUCAUCCAUCAAAAGCAUAUAUUGCCAGUGCAGGAGCUGAUGCCCUUGCCAAAGUAUUUGUGUGACACAGCAGAACAAACCUGCAUCAUAACAGCAGGUCUGUUUGGACAAAAAAGAGGGAACGCGUCACUGCCAUCAAUAAGGUUACCAAUAAGACACUACAUCUGAUCUGCCUGAGUGAAGGCUCUUAAGUGGGGCAGGUUUCAGUUGGUGAAAAGUCACCACAUCUCGAACAAUGUCAGGCUCAUUCAUUUAACUGUAAUUACUGUAUUUGGGGGGUGGGGAGAAGUAAAAAAGGAAAACCAGUAUUUGUAGCCUUGACUGGAUAUGAACUGAGCGUAUGUCUGUUCUUUAGGUGUCUUUAAGCAAACGUGGAGUCUGAUCUUACAAAAGACUUUUAUUUUGGACUCUGUGUGCUGCCUUAGGGUUAGGAAUGUGGUGCUCUUGUGGGGGGAAGUGAGCUCCAAGAGUAGCUUUCUUUUCAUCUCUUAGUAAUCUUCUGUUUAUCAGUUGAAUGCCACAGAUUCCCCUUUUAAACUUUUAUUUUGCUUUAAAGAAAAGGAAAUUUAACUUAAAAUAUUUUAGCAUUAGUUGCACAAAAUGUUUGGAUAAAAUUCUAGUUUUUAUAAGUCUUUUUAUAUAUUUAGCCUGUCACAACAGUGCUCAAGAUUGUAUUGAUAAUGUUUUUCUGCAUUAUAGAACCCUAAAACACAGAGAACUCACUGACCCGCUGCCGUGUAACCACACUCUUCCCUUCUUUUGCCUAAUACAGCUCAGCUAAGUCCUUGCAUAAGGAUGCUAAUUCUUCAUCAUCGCAUAACUGUCUUCAUAAAUAAAGGACUGUAAAAUGUGUUUAAAUGAAACACAGAGGGGUUAACACCCCCCGAUGAACUCUUA